Diceros bicornis minor is the source of this 3604-nucleotide messenger RNA. Its product is annotated as SEC14-like protein 2. Bases 604 to 1815 code for a protein of 403 amino acids. Gene Ontology annotation, cellular component: cytoplasm. Lineage: Eukaryota; Metazoa; Chordata; Mammalia; Perissodactyla; Rhinocerotidae. The record is from RefSeq and is a predicted model, not a curated record. The transcript has 15 exons.
CGGAAGGAAGGGAUUCCAGCUGGGAGAGGAGACAGGCCACUGGGCCUAAUGCCAAACCUCCAUCCACCCUGCUCCCAGGGAUGGACAGACGGGAUGCUCAGCCCUGAGGGCCCCUCCUGAGGAGCCAAGGCCCCAGCUGCCAGCUUGCUUCAUUUCUGGAGCAGGGUGGGCUGCUGGCAGGGACAGGGCUGUCACUCUCUCACCAUAUACCUCGAGGCAAGCCACUUCCGUUUCCUGUGUCCCCAGCUGUAAAAUAUCGCUGUGCCAAUCAUCGCACCACCCAUUUCCCACUGGCACCACAGAAUCGGAGGACGGGGCACCUGGAGGCCUCUGAUCUGGAGGGCUCCUCCAGCACCUGGCUUUGUGCCUAUUGGAGCGUUUCUUGCAUUCAUUCAUUUGGCACACAGUCACUGAAGGGCCCCUGUGUGCAGGAUGCUGUGCUGGGUCUAGGGAGCUUGCAAGGAUUCAGAGGAUCCUUUAAGAGGCGGGGCUUGGCCGCCAGCCCCGCGGCCCGAGCAAAAGGCUGGGACUUUACUCCGGCGGCGGAGAACGAGUCCGUGCUCCAUCGGCUGCCGCAACCGCCGCGCCCGAGCCCGAGCCACGAUGAGCGGCCGGGUCGGCGACCUGAGCCCCAAGCAGAAGGAGGCGCUGGCCAAGUUUCGGGAGAAUGUCCAGGAUGUGCUGCCCACCCUGCCGAAUCCAGAUGACUAUUUUCUCCUGCGCUGGCUCCGAGCAAGAAGCUUCGACCUGCAGAAGUCCGAGGCCAUGCUCCGGAAGCAUGUGGAGUUCCGAAAACAAAAGGACAUUGACAACAUCGUGAGCUGGCAGCCUCCAGAGGUGAUCCAACAGUAUCUGUCAGGGGGCAUGUGUGGCUAUGACCUGGAUGGCUGCCCCGUCUGGUAUGAUGUCAUUGGACCUCUGGACACCAAGGGUCUGCUCCUCUCAGCCAGCAAACAAGACUUGCUCAAGACCAAGAUGCGGGACUGCGAGCUGCUUCUGCGUGAGUGUGCCCGCCAGACGGAAAAGCUAGGGAAAAAGGUGGAGACCAUCACCCUGAUUUAUGACUGCGAGGGGCUUGGCCUCAAGCAUCUCUGGAAGCCUGCGGUGGAGGCCUAUGGAGAGUUUCUCUGUAUGUUCGAGGAAAAUUAUCCUGAAACACUGAAGCGUCUUUUUGUUGUCAAAGCCCCCAAGCUGUUUCCUGUGGCCUAUAACCUCAUCAAACCCUUCCUGAGUGAGGACACUCGUAAGAAGAUCAUGGUCCUGGGGGCAAACUGGAAGGAGGUUUUACUGAAAUAUGUCAGCCCUGACCAGCUGCCUGUGGAGUAUGGGGGCACCAUGACUGACCCUGAUGGAAACCCCAAGUGCAAAUCCAAGAUCAACUAUGGGGGUGACAUCCCCAAGAAGUAUUAUGUGCGAGACCAGGUGAAACAGCAGUAUGAACACAGCGUGCAAAUUUCCCGGGGCUCCUCCCACCAAGUGGAGUAUGAGAUCCUCUUCCCUGGCUGCGUCCUCAGGUGGCAGUUCAUGUCAGAUGGUUCGGACAUCGGUUUUGGGAUUUUCUUGAAGACCAAGGUGGGGGAGCGGCAGCGGGCAGGGGAGAUGACGGAGGUGCUGCCCAGCCAGAGGUACAACGCCCACCUGGUCCCUGAGGAUGGGACCCUCACCUGCAGCGAUCCUGGCAUCUAUGUCCUGCGGUUUGACAACACCUACAGCUUCAUUCACGCCAAGAAGGUCAGUUUCACUGUGGAGGUCCUGCUUCCAGACAAAGCCUCAGAAGAGAAGAUGAAACAGCUGGGGGCAGUCACCCCAAAAUAACGCCUCCUCUGACAGCAGGCCUGGCUCCCUCAGUGUCUCAGUUUCUAUUCCUUGUAGCCAUCAUUUUUCCAGCACCCUGAUGCCCCGAGAAACUGGGCUAGAAGAAGGACCUCGGGCUGGAUCUGGGAGUUUUCGUUUCCGAAUUAGGAAGAGGGCGAGUAGAGGAGUAGGUCUCCUUGCCUCUCAAAUUACUAAGGAGUACCCAGGGGCUGGGCACCGUGAUAGGAUCCGUCUGUCCAGUAAGCUGUGCCAACUUCACCUACCAGUGACAGCUGAGACAGAAAGGGGGCGCCGGGAGGUGGCAGCAGGGAAGACAUUAGGAAAAGGGGGAGAGAUUGAAACCUAACACUUGAGGGAAGCCAGCAGCAGGGGAGGAACUUGCUCCCAAAGGAACAUGUAAAUCUAGAUCAUACUGAGGAGUAGCAAGGUAGCUGGUUUCUAGAGUAAUGGUGGGAGUCAGAGGCUCUUGUAAAUUUUCUGUCACCGGGGCUUGGAUCUUUUGGCUUUUCCCAGAUUUCAGGAGGUGGCCCAGAGUCAGCAUAGAUCCUCCCACUCAGGGGUAGCCAGGCAAGCCUCUCCCUCACCUUGAGAACUUCAGCAACUCCGGGGGCCCUCCCACUGGCUGCCUCUAAUUACUAACGAUUGUCAGUGACUCAGAGGUUCCUGGGACAGUGAGCUUUGGUACUCAGCCACUGUCCUCCAGUGCAAACAAAGCACAGGAAAAUUACCUCCAGGGUCCCAGCUCCACGGAGGGCCAGGAGGGCUGGGUGUGUGUGUGAGUCCUGAGGCUUCCACUCGCCUUUUUAGUGCCACCAGCCCCACAUCAAGUAACUCCAUUUGAGCACCCCCACAAAAUGACAAGUGGGAUCAAGGUAGUAUACCUCAGUCAGGGCAUUUCCCAGUCUGAGUCUCCCGUGGUGUCCGCCAACCUGCUUCCUGACUGACUUGAGCAAGGCCUUGGCAGUCCUGUCUCUGGGAGGCGGAGGGUGGGUCUAGCGGGUUCCUGGUGCCUGUUGGGGACGCUGCCCGGGCAGGGGACCACAGACUGGGCCUCAUCUGGCAGACCCAGGGGCUGAGAGCAACACAAAUAGCUCCAAGCCCCUCUGUCCACGGUAACAAGCUGGGAUGGCCGCGGACGCUCAGCGACCAGGGGCUGGAGGGCACCAACUCUGCAGCAACCACAGCACUUAAACCCAAUUCCUCGUCCUGCAAACGAACACCAGGUCCUGGGCUGCACAGACCGCGGGAAGGCGCCCCGCCUGGGCCCUCGCAGGAAGUCCUGUCCCUCAGAAACCCAGGCCCUGGCCCAGCCUGGGAAGCUGGUCUGGCGAAGCUGAGGGAGCAAGAGUAGGGGCAGGGCCUGCGCUGACGGGACGGGGCCCGAGGCUGCACGGGCCCCAGCCAGACCCCCAGGAGGACAUCCCAACCUCGGUUUACAACGCUCUUUUAGGAAAAUUAACCAAUGAAUAAAGCAACGUUCAGUGCACAGGAAGUCAAUGCCCACCGCUUCGCCCCUCGCUGCCCCUCACUCAGCCCCAAAUUUCGGCCUCAGGAGCCUAGUAGUAGCUACCCUCGGAUAGCCGGGGCGCAUGCGCAGAAGCCACCCGCUACUCGCCUCUUGCGUGCACUUUCCUUUGGGGCCUAACUGCCAGCUUGCCUCCUGAUCGCCAUCUUUACUGAGGGCACUAAGAGUGCUCGCGGCCGCCGUCGCUGUCAGGGCGGAGGCCCCGCCCCCUCGGGCUUCUCUGCGCCCCGGAUGGUCUUGCGCGCCGACAAGUGCGGGUCUGGC